AAUAACAAUAUAAAUAUAAAGGCCUCAUCCGUUUUCGCUCUGUUCGAUCUAGGGUUUCCGUCUCUCCUCGUCUCUCCUCCUCGUCUCGUGUCGUCUCGUCUUCUAUAGAGAGGGUUCCUAGGGUUAGGGUUUGGGAGGUCGGUCGCGAUGCCGAAGAACAAGGGGAAGGGAGGGAAGAACCGGAAGCGGGGGAAGAACGAGGCGGACGACGAGAAGCGGGAGCUGGUGUUCAAGGAGGACGGGCAGGAGUACGCGCAGGUGCUGCGGAUGCUGGGGAACGGGCGGUGCGAGGCGAUGUGCAUCGACGGGACGAAGCGGCUCUGCCACAUCCGCGGGAAGAUGCACAAGAAGGUCUGGAUCGCCGCCGGCGACAUCGUCCUCGUCGGCCUCCGCGACUACCAGGACGACAAGGCCGACGUCAUCCUCAAGUACAUGCCCGACGAGGCCCGCCUCCUCAAGGCCUACGGCGAGCUCCCCGAGACCACCCGCCUCAACGAGGGCAUCGCCGGCGGCCUCGACGAGGAGGACGACGGCGCCGCCGACGACUACGUCGAGUUCGAGGACGAGGACAUCGACAAGAUCUAGAUCCGAUGAUUCCUAUGGAUCAUCGGUAGGUACCAUCCCCAACUCCCAAACAGAGAAAACAAAAAUAUUUAAUCUUUUUCUUCUUCUUUUUCUUUUUUUGCUCUCUCCCUUUUUCUAAUAGUAUGUGAUAUUUGGAUCGUAUGUGAGCUUGUUUCCUGUUAUGGAGCAUUUAUGUGAGUUACUCGCACCUCUGCUGCUUAUAUGAAUGGUAUUACGAAUAUAAUGAUGUAGUAAUUCUGGUGGGGAUUGUAAUGGCUUUACAUAUAAUACCGUCAUAAUCGCUUUGUUAUUAUUAAGUGAAGAUGGAAUGUUGCCCAAGUUUGUUA
This is a messenger RNA of Ananas comosus (pineapple), 911 nucleotides long. RefSeq names its product eukaryotic translation initiation factor 1A. Bases 148 to 585 code for a protein of 145 amino acids. Gene Ontology annotation, cellular component: cytoplasm. The record is from RefSeq and is a predicted model, not a curated record. Gene Ontology annotation, biological process: translational initiation. Gene Ontology annotation, molecular function: translation initiation factor activity; RNA binding. Lineage: Eukaryota; Viridiplantae; Streptophyta; Magnoliopsida; Poales; Bromeliaceae. The transcript has a single exon.